AAGGCCAGAGUUGUCGGCUUCUGGAGACAUGGCCACAGUGCUGCGGGUGCCAUGGCAAGGGCUGGUGAGGCUGCUGCUUGUGGUGUGUGUCAUGCCGUGGGCUGAGGGUUGGAAAGUGCUGGUGGUGCCCAUGGAGGGCAGCCACUGGCUCAGCAUGAGGGACGUGGUGAGAGAGCUCCACUCCCGAGGCCACCAGGCUGUGGUCCUGGCUCCGGAGGUCAGCUUGCACAUCAGAGGAGAUGACUUCUUCACCCUGAAUUCCUUCUCCUUUCCUUAUACUCAGGAAGAAUAUGACAACUUUUUCAAGGAGUGCACACUUAUCUUACAAGCACAGAAUAUUCUGGAGAUAUGGUUUAAAACUCUUAGAUCUAUGCAGAAGUUCUUUGAACUCUAUUUGACUUCCUGUGUGCAGAUGCUGCAUAACAGUACGCUGAUCAGCCAACUGAAGGCCAGUUCCUUCGAUGUGGUGCUGACAGACCCUGUUUUUCCUUGUGGGGCAGUGCUGGCCCUGUAUCUGAAUAUUCCUGCUGUGUUUUUCCUACGGGGCCUCGCUGGUGGCCUGGACUUUGAAGGCACACAGUGUCCGCAGCCUUUGUCCUAUGUUCCACAGUGGCUCACAACAUACUCUGACCACAUGACUUUCCUGCAGAGAGUCAACAACAUGGUCUAUCCUCUGGGCUUUAAUUUGUUGUGCCACUUUGGGUUUUCUUCCUAUGCAAGCAUGGCCUCUGAGCUGCUCCAGAGAGAGGUGUCUGUGGUGGAUGUUCUCAGCCAUGCUUCCGUGUGGCUGAUGAGAUGGGACUUUGUGCUGGAAUACCCCAGGCCCAUCAUGCCCAACAUGGUCUUCAUCGGGGGCAUCAACUGCAUGAGCAGGAAGCCGUCCUCUCAGGCUGUGAGGGGCCAGCCAGUCUUCACCUAUGAGUUGGAGCAUCUGGUUGUAGCCUAA
Molecule: messenger RNA, 946 nt
Organism: Octodon degus (degu)
Lineage: Eukaryota; Metazoa; Chordata; Mammalia; Rodentia; Octodontidae
Product: UDP-glucuronosyltransferase 1-2-like
Exons: 2
Coding region: 29-946 (305 amino acids)
Molecular function (GO): UDP-glycosyltransferase activity
Source: RefSeq, a predicted model, not a curated record